GGGGUUGGCCGCAUUGCCGGAGGGUGUCCGGCCCCGGCCGCGUGGGCAGCAGAGUGCGUGUGGCGGGAGCGGGCGAGGGUGUGUGUGAAGAGAGAGAUUGAAGGAAAGGGCUCCAGAGGCUGAAAGUCCGGACUCAGACUUGGCAGGACCGGGAGACUCGCCAAGGGCGCUGGAGGGUGUCCCAGCUUCAAGGAAUCAUCAUCCAGGGACCUACCAGAGACCACAAGAAAACAUGGGGAGAAUUUUCCUCACAGGAGAAAAAGCCAACUCAGUGUUAAAACGCUACCCAAGAGCUAAUGGACUUUUUGAGGAGAUAAGACAGGGCAACAUUGAGCGUGAAUGCAAAGAAGAAGUCUGCACAUUUGAAGAAGCAAGAGAAGCUUUCGAAAAUAAUGAGAAAACUAAGGAGUUUUGGAACACUUACACAAAAGCACAACAAGGAGAGAGCAACAGAGGAAGUGACUGGUUUCAGUUUUACCUUACCUUCCCAUUAAUCUUUGGCCUCUUCAUUAUCCUCCUCGUCAUUUUCCUCAUCUGGAGGUGCUUCCUCAGAAAUAAAACUCGCAGGCAGACAGUGACUGAAGGCCACAUUCCUUUCCCUCAGCACCUCAAUAUCAUCACUCCGCCUCCCCCACCAGACGAAGUGUUUGAUAGCAGCGGACUGUCCCCAGGCUUUCUGGAAUAUGUCGUCGGGCGCUCGGAUUCUGUUUCCACCCGCCUGUCCAACUGUGACCCCCCGCCGACCUACGAGGAAGCCACUGGCCAGGUGAACCUGCGGAGGAGUGAAACAGAACCUCAUUUGGAUCCACCCCCGGAAUAUGAGGACAUCAUCAACUCCAACUCAGCCAGUGCCAUUGCUAUGGUGCCAGUGGUCACCACCGUCAAGUGAAACUACAAACCUCUUUUUACUAUAAUUGUUUUUAAAAUACUAAUGAAAGAACUUUCUAGCACUUUACCACUACAUAAAUGUCCAUUUGACUUAUUGGACUCUGACAGCAUACCACUUUGCAUUCUGAUUUGAUUUUCAUUAGUUUUAUUUCCUACUAUAAAAUCAUUAUCUAUGCUCAUUUUUGCUAAUGGAAAUAUGUGAAGAGGGAAAACAGGCUAGUGGGGGGUCUUCAUGUGUACACACACGCGUGUGUGCGCAUCAGCCCAGUAUAUGCACAACUCACUUAAAACACUAUUAACUUCUGUCUAAAUCACCCAUAAAGGGAACAUUACUCACCAAAAUUGGGGGGGGGCGGAAGGCACCAACCAUUUGUGUCAUAGCCAGCAAUAUGCUGUUGACUUUUGAAAAUAAGAUGACCUGAGCAUGUCUUCUAAUUCUUACAGGUUUUCAUUAACCUCCUUUUUCUUAAGGUUUUCUGACCUUAAAAAAAAAAAUGAAUGUAGUCAAUCUCGACUUUAGAAACAUCUCAGAAAGAUAAUGAAGAUGGUACAAUAAACACGAAUUUGCUUAUUAGUGGCAUCGGGCUGGCUUUGUAGGAGGGACUUUCUGUUGACUGCCUCCCCCACAAGAAUUAAACAGUAUUUGCUUAUUAUCUUUGAAUGUCUCAUGCUAUUUGUAUUAACAUCUUGGUAGCGUGGAUUUCCUGACAACGGAAUACUUUCUAAAAUAGACAUAGGUAUUAAUGACAGGGAACAGAUGCAGAUUUCUCCUUUGCUCUCUGGGGACAAUAUUUUCUUCCUCGUUGUUUCACUGCAUUUUAGUCUACUCCCUCUGCUCCCACCACAGAAUCUUCAAACACCUAGGAAUUUAGCUAAAAUUCUUGAUGUUAUUUUCUUAAUGGUUUUGUAUAGACUGAAGCUUUUGUCUCACGAUGAUUAGGAGGUAAUUUUCCAUUAAAUUAAGAAGUGUGAUUUUUAUAUUGUUCUCCAGUAGGUGGCGGAAGAGUGCAAAAUCUGUGCUGUGGCAGGUGCACAAUAAAUCUGUUAUAGCUGCACACAGAUCUCAGUGUUGGUAUUUCAUUUUGUAUUUUCAUCAGAUUUUACCUGCAGGAUUUUUACUUUUCCCUUGGAGCGGGGGGAAUUGGCUGUGAAUGAACUGCAACAGCAAUUGGCUCAGAAAAGAAAGAAACCAGUUGUCUGGUGUGAAGUUCUAUUAUGUGUGCACUGAUGGAAAAUUCAUCCCAUCAGUCAGGGACGUGUCUGUGCCACUCCCCAGACUCCUGAGUGUUGGGUAAAUUGGUUGACGAGGCAGAGGGAGUGCAGGUUGAGGAAAUGUCAUACCCUGUUGCCUCCGUCUCCAUCCCCACCAACCCCUGCCCCAAGCCCAAGGAAGGAGGACCCUAAAUGAGGAGUCAGAUGACCUGAAUUCUAAUCCCACCCUGCCACGUACUUGCCAGGCUACCCUGGGAAACACCCAUUUCAGACCCUCAAAUUCCUCACCUCUGAAAUGGUGACCGUAUUUUUUGUCCUGCCUUUGUCCUGGGGCUUUAAAAGGAUCCAAUGAGAUGGUGUGCAUGAACGUAAUCUGUAAGAUGUGACGAGUUAUCUAGGUGUAAGGUCGUAGCAUUGUCCUCACUGCCCUUAAGGCAGAAUCUUUGCCCUGUUUCCCUAAAAUUUCUCCGAGUUUUCACACAGUGAGAAAUAGACUAGGCUGCCCCAUAAAUGGCGAACGUGUUCCUAAUCUGAGCGUAUGGCCUCUUAAACUCCUGCCAUUCUCUGGUCUACACCAAAGCUGUGCCAACUUAACGACGACUGCCAGCUCAGCACAAACAGGAAUCAACAGAUGUUGGCAAGAGGAACUGCGAUGUAUGUGGUUAGUUAAUAGGUUUUAUAGCUUUCAUGAAUUAAAAAUAUUGAACCUGGUCUCAGCAGAAAUGACAAUAAUGUUUUAAAUUUGGCUGCAAGUACAUGGUGAUCUUUGGCUUCUGUUUAAAGCUGAAAGGCUGAGUGUCUGAUCCACUGAUUUGUAUUUGUGUGUGUGUGUGUGUUUCGGUUUAUUUUUAAAAGAAAAUUAAGGUUCUUUUUGUGUGGACUUUUUUUUUCCGGUCAUUAAUAUCAGGCCUUAGACUAAACCAGCAGUUUUCAAAGUAUGGCCUACGAAGCCCUGGGAGUCCCUGAGGAACUUUGCAAGGAUCUGUGAGAUCAAAGCUGCUUUCCUGGUGAUACACAAACAUUGUCUUUUUACACUCUCUCUCUCAAAAAAGUAGUUUAAAAAGUAAGUGCCAUCUUCCCACAAAUUAUUUUUCUCUUUUAAAUAAUAUAGCUCCUUUCUUUAAAAUGUUAUUUAUGUUGGCAUGUAAUGGACUUCUUAAUUUUUAAGUGAAUACUGUCUUCAGUUUUAUUUUCUAAUACAACAAAUACCGGUAGAUAUGAAGUCCAGAAACAAAAGCUCCUUGGCGUCCAGCUCCCCAGUAAAAUGUUAAAAGUAUAAAGGGAUCUGGAGACCAAAAGUGUGACAAUUACAGGGUUAGACAAAGGAGCAGAAUAUAUUCUUGCAAUUUUAUUUUACAUUUUAAACUCCCAGUAUUGGAUUUAAUGCUGCCUCUUAGAGAUACCUGAAUUUAAGUAAAAGAAUGAAUGUUGAUCCUUAAAGCAAAAUCCAAACGCUUACACUGAUCAAUGACUACAUCUUGUCAGACUGUUGGUCAAAGAAAACACUCUCCUCCAGUCAUAACUGGCCUCAGCCACAGGUCUCACAGCAGCGCUCACAUGAUGCUGACAAGAUAAAUAAACACUGCCUUUAAGAAACCUUCUCUUAGGCUUGUUCGUUUGAUUUUGGUUUGGGUUUUACAUUUCUAAAAACCCCUUUGCUACCCUAUCUGGUUUUAUAAACCGAGUUUCUUAACAUUUAUUAUAAAGGGGCUUGUCUGGAAUACUAUAUAUUUUUUAUGCUUUUGCCUUUCUUACCUGAUUGAUAUUACAUUCACCUUUGAUCAUUUUUAAUAAAGGUUUAUUUUUACAGAUUUAUGUAGUACCUUUCUGAAGCAGUAACUAAAUUGAAUCAACCAGUUUGCAUCUAAAUGAAAGAAUGGGUUUCGUGGUCUUUCCUAGUGGAAUGGUUUCCGGCCUCCACCUGCAGUGGUUGGGUCUGGAAUCCCCGAAGUGGCACUUUUCUGCCUCCCUGCUUUGAAUGUCACAACGAAUUGUAUCUGCUUAAAGUAAGUGAAAGGAUUUCUUUUUUUCCUAUCUCCUGUACAAAUACAGAUGCUGUGUUUGAUUCAUUGUUAAUGAUGACUUCAAGAUGGAUGAUCUGCUAUGAUAACUGUAGAGGGAGCUUUUAACUUGGUUCUCUGUAAAUAGCAUGUAUUUUAUUAUAAUAUUUCACAUUUUAAAAUACUUGGUUUACAUUAAAUUAUGGUAUUUAACUUUUUAUGUUUAUACUAGGUAAGGUUUUUCUUAUGUUUCUGUGUUUUUGGUAUGCUAAAUAAAGCUAUUUUUAAACCCAA
Vicugna pacos (alpaca) is the source of this 4394-nucleotide messenger RNA. Lineage: Eukaryota; Metazoa; Chordata; Mammalia; Artiodactyla; Camelidae. The record is from RefSeq and is a predicted model, not a curated record.